Molecule: messenger RNA, 1211 nt
Organism: Musa acuminata subsp. malaccensis (wild Malaysian banana)
Lineage: Eukaryota; Viridiplantae; Streptophyta; Magnoliopsida; Zingiberales; Musaceae
Biological process (GO): snRNA export from nucleus
Source: RefSeq, a predicted model, not a curated record
UAGGGCUUGCGCUGCUUCUCGGUAGGUGCCUGAGACUGCUCUCUCCAUGGAGGGAAGCGAGAGCGUAUUGGAAGCCAUAUUCCAAGAACCGGCCUUCGGAGGACUGGAAGAAAUCCUAGACGACGACGACGAUGGCGGAAUUGAAGAGGAGGGUAAGGAGGACGUCGAGAUGGUCGACGCCGAAACCCUAGAACCCGGCGGCGGAGGUGGAUCGGCCGCUGGCUUGGCUGGAGGCGACACUCCGCAGACCGAGGGCGGAUCUGGAAUCCAGAGCCGCGGUCGAAACGGCUCUAGGGGCCGUGGCAAGAAGAAGAAUCGCCGGAAGAGGAAGGGUGGUGGAGGCGUCGGCGGCGGCGGCGGCGGUGCUACUGCCAGUAUCGCCGACAUCAAUAGGUUUGUGAUAGAAACAUGCAGGCAUUUAAAGGAGCACAAGUCAUACUUACUCUGGAAUGCUAUUGGUUGUCUUGGUGUUUCUGUUGUCAAAGAUCUUGUUAAGGAGUUGCAAAUGCAGGUGGAUGCCAUCCAGCAUUGUGGUGGCCAGAAGACUGCUGAUGGACGGCGCUUCCGCACAGGAGGUGGAAUUUUGUGGAAUAUUCUGAAAACUCGUGAACCAAAGGCUUACAAGGAAAUCAUGAGCAAGGGCAGGGAAUUCGAGAAACAAUUCAAGGAAUCAAAAGCUAAGAUGAGACGUAACAAUGAGGCACAAGUUUCCGACACAAGUAUACCCAAUGAGGCAGAAGUAUCAGACAAUUCUGAGCGUGGUGCAUAUGCCGAGAAGAAACUUGAAUCAUCAGAAUCCAAGACACAGCACAAGAAAUUGAUGGAUAGGAUGCGAGUUCCAGUUUCAUACGAAGAUCUGCUCGAGGAGGGUGAGAUAUGUUAAAGAAACCACGAAGAUUGUGAACAGAAAUACAGUGCAGCCAUAUCUAAUCCUCAUGAUCCAUUUUACUCCAUAACUAAACUUCUAAAGCAGAAUUCCGUACAGCUGGUGCUUCUCUCUGGUCAGGAAAAUGCAUUUCCUUUCUUCAUAGACGGGAUGAAAUUUUUUGCUCGGUAAAGAGUUUAGGGUCUGUUGCUCAAUGGGACAAAGUUAAUAAAAAAUUACUGAUAAGCUAUGCACCUUGAUGCUAUCAUGUACUCCAGCUUAUAAGAUGGCUAUUUGUUGAUAAAUUUUUCUAACGAUUCUCUAGAUAAUAUUUGGGAUUUGAAAA